Messenger RNA from Drosophila melanogaster (fruit fly), 1717 nucleotides. Lineage: Eukaryota; Metazoa; Arthropoda; Insecta; Diptera; Drosophilidae. The record is from the annotation of a RefSeq genome assembly.
AUUUGUAGAAUUAGAUUUGUUAAUUUAAUUUCUAUAAGUUUAUCAUGUUUUUUAUUAAGUUUAUAUUUUUUGUUAAAUGAUAUGAUUUAUUUUAUUGAGUGAGAAUUAGUUUCUUUAAAUUCUAUAAGAAUUGUUAUAACUUUUCUUUUUGAUUGAAUAAGUUUAUUAUUUAUAUCUUUUGUUCUUAUAAUUUCUUCUUUAGUGAUUUUUUAUAGAAAAGAAUACAUAAUAAAUGAUAAUCAUAUUAAUCGAUUCAUUAUAUUAGUAUUAAUAUUUGUUUUAUCAAUAAUAUUGUUAAUUAUUAGACCAAAUUUAAUUAGAAUUUUAUUAGGGUGAGAUGGUUUAGGACUUGUUUCUUAUUGUUUAGUAAUUUAUUUUCAAAAUAUUAAAUCUUAUAAUGCUGGUAUAUUAACUGCGUUAUCUAAUCGAAUUGGGGAUGUAGCUUUACUUCUUUCUAUUGCUUGAAUAUUAAAUUAUGGAAGAUGAAAUUAUAUUUUUUAUUUAGAAAUUAUACAAAAUGAAUUUGAAAUGUUAAUAAUUGGAAGAUUAGUAAUAUUAGCUGCUAUAACUAAAAGAGCUCAGAUUCCUUUUUCUUCUUGGUUACCUGCAGCUAUAGCUGCUCCUACACCUGUUUCUGCUUUAGUUCAUUCUUCUACAUUAGUUACAGCUGGUGUAUAUUUAUUAAUUCGAUUUAAUAUUAUCUUAAGAACUUCUUGGUUAGGACAAUUAAUAUUAUUAUUAUCUGGAUUAACAAUAUUUAUAGCUGGAUUAGGAGCUAAUUUUGAAUUUGAUUUAAAAAAAAUUAUUGCUUUAUCUACUUUAAGUCAAUUAGGUUUAAUAAUAAGAAUUUUGUCUAUAGGAUUUUUAAAAUUAGCUAUAUUUCAUUUAUUAACUCAUGCUUUAUUUAAAGCAUUAUUGUUUAUAUGUGCUGGGGCUAUUAUUCAUAAUAUAAAUAAUUCUCAAGAUAUUCGUUUAAUAGGGGGGUUAAGAAUUCAUAUACCUUUAACUUCAGCUUGUUUUAACGUAUCUAAUUUAGCUUUAUGUGGAAUACCUUUUUUAGCUGGAUUCUAUUCUAAGGAUAUAAUUUUAGAAAUUGUUAGAAUUAGAAAUGUUAAUAUGUUUUCAUUUUUUUUAUACUAUUUUUCUACGGGUUUAACUGUUAGUUAUUCAUUUCGAUUAGUUUAUUAUUCAAUAACCGGUGAUUUAAAUUGCGGUAGAUUGAAUAUAUUAAAUGAUGAAAGUUGAAUUAUACUCCGUGGUAUAAUAGGAUUAUUAAUUAUAAGAAUUAUUGGAGGUAGAAUAUUAAAUUGAUUGAUUUUUCCUUUUCCUUAUAUAAUUUGUUUACCUAUUUAUAUAAAAUUGUUAACAUUAUUUGUAUGUAUUGUAGGGGGUUUAUUUGGAUAUUUAAUUUCUUUAAGAAAUUUAUUUUUUUUAAAUAAAUCUUUAUUUAUAUAUAAUUUAAGAACUUUUUUAGGGUCUAUAUGAUUUAUACCUUAUAUUAGAACUUAUGGUAUAAUUUUUUAUCCUUUAAAUUAUGGUCAAUUAGUUGUAAAAAGUUUUGAUCAAGGUUGAUCAGAAUAUUUUGGAGGUCAACAUUUAUAUCAAAAAUUAUCUAUAUAUUCUAAAACUUUAUUUUUAAUACAUAAUAAUUCUUUGAAAAUUUAUUUAUUAUUAUUUGUAUUUUGAAUUUUAAUUUUAUUAAUUUUAUUAUUUUUAU